Molecule: messenger RNA, 2436 nt
Organism: Epinephelus lanceolatus (giant grouper)
Lineage: Eukaryota; Metazoa; Chordata; Actinopteri; Perciformes; Serranidae
Gene: slc5a7a
Product: solute carrier family 5 member 7a
Biological process (GO): synaptic transmission, cholinergic; neuromuscular synaptic transmission; acetylcholine biosynthetic process
Cellular component (GO): dendrite; axon; perikaryon
Molecular function (GO): choline:sodium symporter activity
Source: RefSeq, a predicted model, not a curated record
UGCGGUUGUAAGGUAAAAUGCCGGCUGUGGAGAGUGACAGCGGAUAAAAGGCCACAUGAAGUAUGGCUGCGCAAUUAGGCGGCUGUUACGCACUGAGUUUGAAGGAGCAGGAGCCACAUGGAGACUAAAACUCCCCCACAGAUUAUCGAUUAUUUAAUGUGUAAAAAUGCAACGUUGAUAUUAAAAUUCAUGUCAUGCCAUUCAGUGGUUUUAAAAAAAAAAAAAAAAAACAAGCUGCCCAUCCAUCCCCGUUAUUGAGUGAAGGAACCUCUUCCACCCUCCUCCUCCACUCAGAUCAGCCGGUACACUGUGACGUGUUUCCAUGCAAGGUGCUCAUUAAGAGGGACGUUUGGCUUCUCUGACGUGUGUAUCAGUCCUCUGACGGCACCUGCCCCCUUAUAAGCUCCAGUAAGUCACCCGGGAGACCUCCACCAACGUGUCAUUUAACUGUUCCUCGCCGGUGCAUAGACGGGGACGAGGUUUCCUAAUAAACCGUCCAAACUGUUCUGCUCACUGUUUUCUGCCUCAGGUGCCCCAGCACAUGACUCUAGAAACACUUGAGCAGGUCUCCAUGCCCUCCCGUUCCUAGCGGCAGACCGGUGCGACAAUGACCAUCCAUGUAGAGGGGCUUGUGGCUAUCGCGCUCUUCUAUCUGCUGAUCCUGUUCGUGGGCAUCUGGGCGGCAUGGAAGAACAAACACUCCGGGGAGGCGGAGGGCACCGACCGCAGCGAAACCAUCAUGGUCGGAGGGAGAGACAUUGGAUUAUUUGUCGGUGGAUUUACCAUGACAGCGACCUGGGUUGGAGGAGGAUAUAUAAAUGGCACAGCUGAGUAUGUGUAUCUGCCUGAUUAUGGCUUGGCUUGGGCUCAAGCUCCCUUCGGAUAUGCCCUCAGUCUCGUUGUGGGUGGUCUUUUUUUCGCUAAGCCCAUGCGCUCACGAGGUUACGUCACCAUGCUGGACCCAUUCCAGCAGCUGUAUGGGAAACGCAUGGGUGGCCUCCUCUUCAUACCCGCACUGAUGGGUGAGAUCUUUUGGUCUGCUGCUAUCCUAUCAGCCCUCGGUGCCACACUGAGCGUCAUAGUCGACAUCAACAUUAAAAUGUCAGUGGUUAUCUCAGCGCUCAUAGCCAUCUUUUACACCCUGGUCGGAGGACUUUACUCUGUGGCCUACACUGACGUCGUGCAGCUCUUCUGUAUCUUUGUUGGCCUGUGGAUCAGUGUCCCCUUUGCUUUGAUCAACCCUGCGGUGUCGGACAUUACCGUUACUGCAGUGAAGCAGGUGUACCAGUCGCCCUGGAGAGGCAGCGUCAACAAGACUGACACCUGGGUCUGGAUCGACAACUUCUGCCUCCUGAUGCUCGGAGGAAUACCCUGGCAGGUUUAUUUCCAGAGAGUUCUGUCCGCCUCCUCGGCCACCUAUGCCCAGGUCCUCUCCUUCCUGGCUGCUUUCGGGUGCCUCGUCAUGGCUGUGCCCUCCGUUCUCAUCGGGGCCAUCGGGGCCUCCACAGACUGGAACCAGACAAGUUAUGGUGCCAUUUCUCCUAAAGAGAAGGAACAAGCAGACAUGAUUCUACCCAUUGUGCUCCAGUACCUUUGCCCGCCAUUUGUCUCUUUCUUCGGCCUGGGUGCCGUGUCUGCAGCUGUCAUGUCCUCUGCAGACUCCUCCAUCCUUUCAGCGAGCUCCAUGUUUGCACGGAACAUCUACCAGCUCGCCUUCAGACAGUCGGCUUCUGACCGUGAGAUCGUGUGGGUGAUGCGAAUUACCAUCUUUGUAUUCGGCGGCCUUGCCACAGUAAUGGCACUGGUGACCGGGACAGUUUACGGCCUCUGGUAUCUGAGCUCAGACCUGGUUUACGUCAUCAUCUUCCCCCAGCUGCUCAGUGUGCUCUUUGUCAAAGGGACCAACACUUACGGCUCUGUGGCUGCCUACCUGUUCGGCAUGGUGCUGCGUAUAGGUGGAGGUGAGCCCUACCUGCGACUGCCUCCUUUCAUUUAUUACCCUGGCUGGAUCACUGAGGAGAGAAUACACCACAUGACUGGAGAAAAGGAGGAAGUUAUCGUCCAGAAGUUCCCCUUCAAGACCGUCUCCAUGAUCGCCUCCUUUUUGGGCAACGUUGCUUUCUCCUACCUGGCAAAGUACCUGUUUGAAAGCGGCAAGAUUUCACACAAAUACGACAUUCUCGAUGCAGUGGUGUCCAAGCACAGUGGGGAGAUUAUGGAUAAGACGACACUUGUGACUCGUGGAAACAACAUCGGGCUGUCGGAGAUGGCGCCCGUCAAAUCGCGGCUGAGCGUGACCUUGGCGACCGCCUUCACACGCCGUGACACGUUGCCAAAAGAAACAGUGGAGGAGGAGGAGGAGGAGUCCAGCCCCGAUUCCUCUCACCAUGAUGACGAAUAACAAACUCAGGAUGUGAUUUUAAAAAAAAAAAAAAA